AUGAAAAUCAACACCUUUCUUGAACAACAGCGCUGGAUAAGAGGACCGGAAUUCUUAUGGAAACCGGAAAUUGAGUGGCCUAAAUUCCCCGAAACCAUCAAAGAAAUUUCCCACUGUGAUGAAGAGAUUAAAAUUGUACAAUCCACGAUAGUCGGUCAGAAGGACAUAUUAAAGCGUUUAGAAUAUUUUUCUCAGUGGCAUUCUGUGAGAAAAAUCGUCGCGUGGAUCCUACGCUUGAUGAAGCCAAAAUGCAAACGACUAAUUCCAGAGUCCAAAGGUAAUAUCAAGAAAAGUCUGGAAUCCAAACCUAAGCCCAUUACAGUCGAUGAAAUAGAGAAGGCCGAAGCUGUAAUCCUGAAACUUACCCAAAAGGAUGCUUUCCUCAACGAGAUCGUUGCCUUGAAAGAAGUAUUGGCAGAGAAUCACACCGAUAAUAGAGCAAAGAAAAGAAGUGAAAAUUUGAAGAUCAAGAAGACCAGCUCCUUGUUUCGACUAGAUCCAUAUAUCGAUGAACACGGUCUGUUACGUGUGGGUGGCAGGCUGAGCAAAUCAACGGAACUGUCAGAUGAUGCUAAGCACCCGGUGAUUUUACCAAAGAAAAGCCAUGUUACUACACUCGUUAUCCGUCAUUGUCAUGAGAAGGUCGCGCAUGCGGGACGAGGUAUUACUUUGAAUGAGCUAAGAAGUAAAUAUUGGGUAAUAAAUGCAAACUCGAGAGUAAGACAUUAUAUAUCCAAGUGCGUUGGAUGCAGGAGAUUACGGGCUGCGGUUUCUCAGCAAAAGAUGGCCGAUUUACCGGCGGAUCGAGUUACACAAGCACCACCGUUUACUUACUGUGCUGUGGACUAUUUUGGUCCCUAUUACAUUAAAGAGGGAC
Messenger RNA from Dendronephthya gigantea, 877 nucleotides. RefSeq lists its product as uncharacterized. The annotation marks the transcript as partial. The record is from RefSeq and is a predicted model, not a curated record. The transcript has a single exon. NCBI's taxonomy places the organism in Eukaryota, Metazoa, Cnidaria, Anthozoa, Malacalcyonacea, Nephtheidae.